Epinephelus moara (kelp grouper) is the source of this 4542-nucleotide messenger RNA. RefSeq names its product sex comb on midleg-like protein 4. Gene Ontology annotation, molecular function: protein binding. The coding region runs from base 347 to 1570 and encodes 407 amino acids. Lineage: Eukaryota; Metazoa; Chordata; Actinopteri; Perciformes; Serranidae. The record is from RefSeq and is a predicted model, not a curated record. The transcript is spliced from 8 exons.
UUUUUCUUUUUUAAAGAUUAGGGUGGAAGCUGUCAUCGUAAUGGUAAUUCAUAGCUGGGUAGCCAUGGUGAAGUCAAUUUCCCCCUCCCUCUGCCACUGCUGAAUGCAUUAGUCUAAUGAGAUGUCUGCAGCCUGUGUGCCGAGCAGCAGCAGCAGCAGCAGCAGCAGCAGAGGCAGCAGUGUGUUAACCAAAAGGGGGGACGAGGAAAAAGCCACACACAGCAAGAGCAAGAUGGCUUUGCCUUCAUUGUUAGGGAUCUAGCUUUAUGGUCACCUUUAGGCUCCUGGGAUUUAAGACAAAAGGGCUUGGCUCUUGGGUUUUCACAAUAGAAGACAGCAGCUCCAAAUGAGUGUACCUGCAGCAACGGCACAGAAAUCAGACGGCAACAACAGUGAAAUGCAAUCAGCUGCAGUGGCUCCCUCCUUCAUCCCCAGCCAGUCGGGGAAGAUACCGGGCAGGAAGAGAGGGAGACCCCCGCUCCGCAAUGUCGCCAAGAUGGAUUUUCCAAACCGUUACCCUGAAUCGCUCCCUCCACUCAAAGUGCCAAAGAAGAGGGGGAGAAAGCCGGGCUUCAAGCUCAAACCCAGGAUGGUGAUGACACCGUUGGCUAUCUCUCCACCCAGCAGCACCCCUGAGCCCGAUAUGAGCUCCAUUCCUCAGGAUGCUGCCACCAUCCCCCACUCUGCCACGCCCCAGGUGCUCACAGUCUGUAUCUACAUCAACAAACAGGCCAACACUGGCCCCAACCUGGACAGGAAGAAGAUCCAGCAGCUCCCCGAUCACUUCGGACCCGACAGACCCUCUGUGGUGCUGCAGCAGGCGGUCCAAGGCUGCAUCGACAGCGCCUUCCAGCAGAAAACAGUGUUCACUCUCCUCACGCAAGGCUACGGGGGAGAAAAAAUAUCAGCCACAUUUGAUGGGAAGCAGCACCUCCUCAGCCUCCCCGUGGUGAACAGCAUCGACUAUGUGCUCCGCUUUCUGAAGAAGCUCUGCCGCAGCUUGCACUGUGAAAACCUCUUCAGUGAUCAGCCCAUUACCCAGCACAGUGGUGGCUCCUACCAGUCGGAUGCUGAAACAUCGAUGGCCGAGGACUACCACUUAGACCAGUCUGACGGCAAACGCUACUCCGUGGACCCCGGCGAUUCUGCUUUCAGCUCCAUAAGCUCGUCCUACUCGCCAAAGUCCUCCUACGGGUUUCGUUCGUCACAGCAGUUCUCCAAUGGCUCGGCCUCCAUGAGUAUGUGCAGGCAGUCGUCCACCAGCCCAAACACGUUCCCCGAGAGCAACAGGACAGGAGGUUAUAAUGCAUCUACAGAGCCCCAGGAGUCCAAGGCUCCACCCAAUAAAGACCCAUCCACCUGGUCUGUGGAAGAUGUUGUCUGGUUCAUCAGGGAUGCGGACCCACAGGCUCUCGGCCCUCACGCAGACGUCUUUAGGAAACAUGAGAUCGAUGGAAACGCUUUGUUACUCCUAAAGAGCGACAUGAUCAUGAAGUACCUCGGACUGAAGCUGGGGCCGGCCUUGAAGCUUUGCUACCACAUCGACAAACUAAAGCAGACUAAGUUCUGAAAACCCUCUACGAUAUAUUUCCCCUCCUUGAGUCCAACAAUACAUUUGAAAAGGGACCCCAGGACUGUGGGCCAACGGGAAGAGAGGAGGGUCCGCAAGCAUGAGGUGCAUCACAAAUAGGUUGCUACUUUUAAGGUUAAAUGAACUCAUUUGUGCUCAGAAGGAGCAGGUAACAGUAACUUCUUUGUAAAAGUAUGCUAUAGGUGAACUAAAAAGUCCAAGACAGCCGCACAAAGAGUGACAUCAUCAAGUAAUACUGCGCAGAUACAACUUUAUCUUCAGUCGUUUAUGAAUCUGUUGCUAACAAAACAUUAGCAUUUUAACAUUAGCAAGAUGUGGAAAAGUAGGCGGAGAGUAGGGUCCAACUUAAUGCUUACAUUAUUGGGUUAACGUAAAUGUUAGCUUCUUCUAACAGGGAACAGGUGUUAACAUAACAUUGAAAUAGCAUCACCGUUUAAGCUGAUUUGGCUAACUUGUCAAAUCCAGCUGUUACGAAGCAAUAUUAGCUUAAUUUAGAGACAUGUUUCUAGUCACCUGAUCAAUGUAAGUCUAAUUCACUCUUGUUUUACCUCUGUUUUGGUCUUCACUGACUCCUGAGGGAAAUAUUUGUCUCUUUAGCUGCUGAACGCUCUACUAAGUUCACUAGCUUGUUGCUAACUGUGCGUGUCUGUUGUGUGGUGCUGAGCAGGUGGUGUACUGUGGGUUUUUAGAGCUUUUACUUUGCUGUGACCAAAAACAGCGUGAGUGGUGAGAAUGAACCAAAACAGUAAAUUUAAGGACCCGACAGCGUCCCCUAACGAGCUGAAACCUGCUAUAAUGCUCUGUUGAGCCGAGGCAACUGCAGAUUCAGUAGGUUCAUCACUAUGACUAUGAUACUACUUUGCUUUUACAUUUCCACUGAUUUAUUAUUGUCAUUCUAGCUACUUUAAGGGUCUGAGUAGGGAUGUAGGGAACGACAAAUUCCCCUAAUAUUUAAACUGAGGUUUAAACUUAAACUAGUUAACUAGUCUAAAAGUAGGAAACACUCAGAAAACAGUCGACAUGGAUCACAAUUUAAUCUUUAAGAGUAAUUGUCCAGAGAAAUAUGUAUUGGUGGUUCCCAACUGGUGGGUUGCGGGUCCAUUCUGAAUGGAAAAUACAGGCUUUAUUUUAAAGUACAUUGAAUUUCUCGCACAGCUUUUAUUUUUAAGAGGUGUUUCCUGCUAUAGAGUAAGUGACUAAUGGACAGCUACUUAACAGAGACAAACUAGCUUGACGACAUAGCCAAAAGCAAGUGUGACGCUAAAUAUAUUCAACUGUGUGGACCUUGAAUCUGGUCCCUGUGACUGGACCAGUUAGGAACUUCUGGUCCAUAUUAAAAGAGCUAUUUGAAAUUCUUAAUCACAUUUUGUAAUAACCAAAUUGUGUGUUAAAGGCCCCUGAAAUAUGUGGCACUUUGCACUGUGUAUUAUGAACAUUGCAUAUUAUCCUACAAAAUAUGGCAGCUCACUAAAUAAAAGUUAACAAUGACGUUUUGAAAACAAUCUUUAGGAAACAUGCCUGCACUCGCAUAAAAUGAUAACAGUUUAGACCAACUAGUAUUUCUAGGGCAGACUAGCAUGGGUAGUGUGUUUAAUCAACUCUGCAACGGAUGCACAUCCCUAGUUUUGAGCAGAGAAACAUUCAAAUCUGGUUGAGUAAAUGACGGAGGGGACUGCUAAAGGAAGUGACACACCUCAUACCUGUAAACCUACCCUCUUUCCCUUGGCUCACAGACUUUGGGUCGUCAGACGUGAGGUCCACAGUCGUUGGACCCUUUCGGUACAUUUUACUGAAGAUUUCCAUGAUGUCAUGUAGUGAUAAUCACAAAUUCACCCCUCUCUUUUUCUCUCUUUACUUACUUACUCUACUUUUGGCACAGAUUUUGAACUAAAAACCAUCAGAUUGUGGAAUGCAUCCUUCAUACACGUUAACAUUAUGUAACCAGUAAAAGAAGGCCAGUGUAAGGAAAGGUGUUUGUCUCACAAACCUUCAUGAGCAGCACAUCUGUCUGCUGCAUGCAGAUUUCAUAAUAUAUAUAUAUACAUAUAUAUAUAUUCAUCAUCUGACAAGAAAUGUAUAACAGAAAACACUUUAUACCUUAAGGAACUCUCACUUUGUCAGAUCUCACCAUAGGAUCUUGUUUACCCGUGUUUACCGAGCUGAAAACAUAUCUAUAACUGUACUGAGAAACGGUGCAUUAAAUACUACAUUGCUUUUUAAUUGAGAGAUUUAGAAAAUCAUUUUGAUACUAUUUUUUCACAUUACUGUGUAACAAGAAAAGUAAUGUUCCCAUUGGAUUUUUGUCAUUCUUUUUUUAUUAUAAUUUUAAUAUUAAAAAACAAUAUAACCUAAACAAAUCAUAGCCUACAUAGAAAGACAGUCGCUCUCGUGUUAGUAUAUAUAAAGAAAAAUGAGAGCAUUGUGAACGUGAUAUAUUUAUGUUUCAAUAUGCAAGAUUGUUACAUGCCAAUUAUCUCCGCAGGCACUUCAUGUGUACUCAUAAGAAGGUUUUUUUAAAUUCAUAUGUUUCUAUGUUUUUAUUGAGCAUCAGUGUUGAUACGGAAGCUGUCAAAACACACGAAACACUUAAAUGUUACACUGAGAAAACUUAAACGGCCAUGUAAAUGGGUAUAUAAUAUAGUAUUGCUUUUGUAUACCACUUUUGGUGUACAGUAUGCAUCCUUUUUUAAUCAAUUAACCUUUGUAAGUGAAUGCUGCUGUAAAGAUACUACAUGUAAGCCAUGCCUAGUGAGAUCAAGCUAAGGUGUUUUAUUUUGAAAAUCACUAUGAAUAAGAGUUUUAGAGAACGCUGAGUGGAUCAGUACUCUAUGCUGGUGCUAAAGUUAUCUAUGUAUUUAACUGUUUGCUUUUGUGUUUGUGAGAUGUAAAGGAAAUCUUAUGUGUAUCCUGUACUGUAUGUGAGCAUUAAAUUAAGAAAUCAAGUAAUGAGA